GCUGAGGAGGAUGGGUCUGCAGGGCACACACAACCUGGUGAAUCGCUUUUCAUUAGAAUUUGGGGUCGGUCUACUUAUUCUCCCAGGAGAUCGUGGAUUGGCCAACUAGACGUGGCUUUCAGAGUGAGAGAUGAAACAACCAGACCGCACUGAUUCUUGGAUACAGUCGUCUGAGAAACUGUUGCUUAAAACCAAAACCAGCGUGGCAGACGGAAAUAGGGUGGUGUUCCACUUGUGGACAGGGAUCCAGCAGGCCUUUUGGGGACUCCGAGCCUGGACAUUUUCAAGAGCCAGUUCUAAGCAGGAAAACUUCAUUCUGCUUUGAAACCACUGCCCAAAGGUCAAAGGACUGAUGGCUGUGAAAUCCCAGCUCAGUGCUCCUAAGACCAAGAACCCCAACACCGGCAGCCACAGCAAGGCUGAAUCUCAAGGCCAAUGGGGCCGGGCCUGGGAGGUGGACUGGUUCUCCCUGGCCUCUGUCAUUUUCCUGUUGCUCUUCGCACCCUUCAUCGUCUAUUACUUCAUCAUGGCAUGUGACCAGUACAGCUGCUCGCUGACCGCCCCCUUGGUGGACAUCACCACUGGCCGUGCCAGUCUCCCAGACAUCUGGGCCAAGACGCCCCCAGUGACGGCUAAAGCUGCCCAGCUCUAUGCCUUGUGGAUUGGCUUCCAGGUGCUGCUAUACACCUGGCUCCCUGACUUCUGCCACAGAUUUCUGCCAGGCUACGUGGGAGGGGUUCAAGAAGGGGCCGUGACCCCAGCGGGAAUUGUGAACAAGUACCAGGUGAACGGGCUGCAAGCCUGGCUCAUCACUCACGUCCUCUGGUUUGCGAACGCUCACUUCCUGUCCUGGUUCUCCCCCACCAUCAUCUUUGACAACUGGAUCCCGCUGCUGUGGUGCGCCAACAUUCUUGGCUAUGCCGUGUCGACAUUCGCCAUGAUCAAGGGCUACCUGUUUCCCACCAACGCUGAAGACUGGUAUGUUCCUUAGUGGCUGGUUGAGCCUAAAGUGGAAGGUGGAUGCCUCCACCCAGGCCACCCAGGGCUGUCUGCUGCCUGCACGGGAGGCUGUGAAGCCCUGAGGAGUGAGACUCCUGGAGGGAGGAGGAUGGAGAGAGACCCUGGAGGAGGAGGUGGACAGAACUUGCUCGACUGUGGGUCAGCCUUUCCAGUGUCUGGUGGUUUCUUCUGCUUUGGAAAGAAUGCAGCUGUCUGUGACCACGUCAGCCUGGAGUGUGUCAUGGGAGCAGUUAAACCAGAAAGUCGUCUUCUAGCCAUGGGCAAAGCAGACCAUGCCUCUUUCUUUGAGUUCUCUCAUGGCCUCAGAAGUCUUCAGGAAGAACCACAUCUCACCAGCUUUGCCAUAACUGCUCCCCAGGAGACCCCUGCUUGCUGUACCCGUUCUCAUGAAAGCCUGGUUGGAGGCCAGCCAUCCAGUCCCAUCCGCUCCACCAUCCACCCAUCCAUAUAUACAUACAUGCAUAUGCCUGUUCGUCCAUACAUGCAUGCAUCCAUC
Messenger RNA from Nannospalax galili (Upper Galilee mountains blind mole rat), 1516 nucleotides. RefSeq names its product 7-dehydrocholesterol reductase-like. Gene Ontology annotation, biological process: brassinosteroid biosynthetic process; cholesterol biosynthetic process. Bases 353 to 991 code for a protein of 212 amino acids. Gene Ontology annotation, molecular function: 7-dehydrocholesterol reductase activity. The transcript is spliced from 8 exons. Gene Ontology annotation, cellular component: endoplasmic reticulum membrane. NCBI's taxonomy places the organism in Eukaryota, Metazoa, Chordata, Mammalia, Rodentia, Spalacidae. The record is from RefSeq and is a predicted model, not a curated record.